Molecule: messenger RNA, 846 nt
Organism: Aedes aegypti (yellow fever mosquito)
Lineage: Eukaryota; Metazoa; Arthropoda; Insecta; Diptera; Culicidae
Product: selenoprotein H
Exons: 2
Cellular component (GO): Golgi apparatus
Source: RefSeq, a predicted model, not a curated record
CAGAUAAUAUUGAUAUGAUUCCUUGGUUCAGUGUAGUGCCCCUACUGGUGCUAAAAUCGCGCCAAAACAUCCUGACAUCAUCAGCUUCAUAUCUUGGAAGGAUUCUUGUCAUUUAAAUAUUAAGCACGCGACAAACAUCUACGAUCCAUUAAAAUAAAACUACGGCCACUUUUCCACAAUGGCUCCCACCCGCAAACGAUCGGGAACACCUAAAACACAGCCCGCACGAGCCAGGAAAGACGUCAAGAAACCAGCAACCCAGAAGUCUAAACCGGACCGGGACCAACAGAACAGUGUUGGUCCUGCCGAUGAAAAUGGCCCGACCAUGUUCAUCGAACACUGCACUUCCUGAUCCGUGUUCAAGCGCAAGGCAGCUCAGAUCCACAAGGAACUGAGUGACCUUGCGCCGGAACAGUCGUUCGGGUUGAAGCUGAACGAGGGGGGAAAACCACGUCGUGGAGCUUUCGAGAUUUCCGUUGCCAAAUCAAAAGACGCCAAGCCUACCCAGAUUUGGACGGGAUUGUCCAAGGGACCUCCGAGGAAGGAUAAAUUUCCGGAAGCCAACCAAAUUCUGAAGGAAGUUCUGGCGGCUUUGAAGUAGUUUGUAAGAUUUAAAUGGAUUGUGGGUUAACUGUGGAUUCGAAAUUCGCGUUUGUCUCGUUUACAUAUUUGUCGUAUGAAGAUGUUUAGGUAAACCUGAAAAGGACCUAGACGUUCGAAGUCAACAAUGGUAGAUUGAAGACCAACAAGGAGUUUCGGAUCCAGUGUUACCACACAUCUGACGGUACAAAUCAUCUUUGUUUCGAUUGAUGAACCCAAUAAACUAGCGUUACCCUUUUUCACUAA